Molecule: messenger RNA, 3199 nt
Organism: Cloeon dipterum
Lineage: Eukaryota; Metazoa; Arthropoda; Insecta; Ephemeroptera; Baetidae
Exons: 19
Coding region: 126-3194 (1022 amino acids)
Molecular function (GO): metal ion binding
Source: RefSeq, a predicted model, not a curated record
UUCAGGUACAAACUACAAACAUAGUCAGGAAAACUGCAAGCAAAACUGAUAGGAAUUUCAAACCGUUUCUAACAGAUUGUGUACAACGCAAAUCUUUUGCUUAAUCCGCCAAUCAAAAAAUAGAAAUGGCCCCCGCGGAUGGAUCAACGACCCUCCCUGCGCUAUGGAGCAAUUUCGAGCUGGUUUGUGAAGGCAAAUCCAAUGAUUUAUUGGAUGUAAAAAAGUACCGCUCUCGCCGCACCGGAUUGACAGUGGUUAUUGCUGAUAUAAGUGGCCCAAUUGUGAGUGGCUACUUUGUCUUAGCAACUGAGGCUCACGAUGAUGACGGCUUGCCACACACUCUGGAGCAUUUGAUAUUUUUGGGCAGUGAAAAGUACCCGUACAAGGGUGUUUUGGACUUGUUGGCCAACAGGUGCCUGGCCUCUGGCACCAAUGCGUGGACAGACACGGACCACACGUGCUACACCAUGACGACUGUGGGUUCCGAAGGCUUUCUGAGUUUGAUGCCCAUCUAUUUAGAUCAUAUCCUGUAUCCAACCCUUUCUGAUGAAGGCUUCAUUACCGAGGUCCACCACAUCGACGGAGAGGGUCGAGACAGCGGCGUUGUCUACUGCGAAAUGCAGGGCCGAGAGAAUUCUUGUGAAAGUCUGUGCCACCUAGCAGUGCUCCAGGCACUCUACCCAGGCUCUGGCUAUUCUUCUGAAACUGGAGGAAUCAUGCACAACCUCCGCACCUCGACCGAUAAUGUUAAAGUACGCAACUUCCACAAGCAAUUCUACAGGCCUGAAAACUUGACUCUUGCCAUUACUGGAAAGGUAGAAGCAGAACAAGUGUUCGCAGCAUUGGCCGACUUUGAAAAUAAGAUCAUUGCUAAGGGAAAUAGAGGCGCGUUCGUCCGGCCAUGGCAGACGGAGGUUCAGCCUUUUACAAAGUCCGUUGAACAGCUGGUGCCUUUCCCCUGCGAUGAGGAGAGUGGUGGAUUAGUCAUACUGGCUUGGAGGGGGCCAUCAGCUGCCACAGACAUCUACAAAAUUACCGCUUGCUCGGUGAUGGUCAAGUACUUGGCCGAUACGCCUGUCAGUCCUCUGCAGAGGGACUUGGUUGAGAUCAAAGACCCCUGUGCGAGCAACAUUUCCUACAUGCUGAUUGAGAACUCUUCUUCAGCUCUUCUCUUUUGCUUUGAGAACGUGCCUGUGGAGAAAUUGGAGAGUGUCAAAGGAUCGUUUGACAACACCAUGGGAAACAUCUUGUCAGGAAAAGAGCAAAUUGAUGAGAUCAGGCUCAAGUCUGUCAUCAAUCGACAGCUUCUGGAAACGUUGAGUGCUUUGGAAUCCAGUCCACAUGACAUGAUUGGCUUCAUGGCCAUUGCUGACAUGCUCUACGGAAGAAACCAGCAAGAUUUCCAGCAACGACUUAACAUGGUCAAAGACCUGCGCAAACUUUUGGAAGAGCCAAACUCGUUCUGGAUCCAACUGCUGAACCAGUACAUGGGGCCUGAUGUCCCGUUUGUUUUGGUUAAAGGCCAACCUAGUGUUGAGCUCAAAGCCAAAAUGACUCAGGAAGAAGAAGAGAGGGUACAGCAGCAGCGUGCAGCUCUCGGAGAGGAUGGACUCAAGGGCAAGGCUGACGCAAUCGUCGCGGCUAUGCAGAAAAAUGAUAUUCCACCACCCGACGAAAUGUUGACUUCAGUGCCUCUGCCAGGAGUUGAUGGAAUCAAUUUCCAUCCGAUUGAGAGCUUUAGCUCAAACAACCCUGAAGUAACGCACCCCAACUUCUCCAACAUCUGCGCUCCAGGCGUGAUGACGCACUUGUUGAAUGUCAAAUCAAACUUUGUCUAUAUGUUCACCCUGAUGGACACUAGCAAGAUUUCUUCCAACCUGCGGAUUUACCUUCCACUUCUGCUAGAAAGCAUUCUGGAAAGUCCAGUCGUUAGAGAUGGGGUUUUGAUCCCUUACGAGGCAGUUGUCGCCGAGCUAGAGUCGGACACGGUCAUUUCCUCAACUGCCUUCGGCCUGGGAGUUCCCAAAAGAUUCUCUUGUGGCCCGUUUGGUCAAACUGCCGUCCUGAUGCUGCAGCUGGAGCCUGGAAAGUACGAGCGCUGCGUGAAAUGGAUGCAGGAGAUUUUGUUCCACUCGCAGCUCACGAUGGAAAGGCUCUCUGUGAUAGCUACCAAAAUGAUGAAUGACGUUGCACAGGCCAAGAGAAACGCAAACAGUAUUGCACUAGCUGUCCUCAAGUCAAUGAUGUUCUGCAAAGAGAGCAACUGGCACUGUUCAAGCAUGAUCAGACAGCACAGAACACUGACGGAAGUAUGCUCUGCUCUGGAGGCUGGAGGGGACAACGCUAAGAAGUUCCUUGAGCAAAUCAACCAACUUCGAGAUGAACUCGUCAAGCCUGAAAACCUGUCUAUCACGAUUGCUGCCAACUUUGACAACCUGGAGAAUGCAGACCAACCAUGGACCGGAUUUUUGCCUGCCAAGCUGGAGCCAUCAAUCAAACCGUUGCAAAUCACUGCUGACUGCGAGCUGAUCGACCAGUGCCAGACGGACAGAGGAAGCGUGGUUGGACUUGGCUGCGCAGAGUCGGCCUUCCUGAAAUACUGUUGUCCCAGCCUCGUGGGUUACAAUCACGAGGACCUGCCAGCCAUGCAGCUUUUCAGCCAGUACUUGUCCCAGCUGGAGGGGCCGCUGUGGAAGCAGGUGCGUGGACAGGGGCUCACCUACAGUUACAACUUGUACAGCGAUGCCAACGAGGGAAAGCUGUACUUCACUCUCUACCGGUCAACCAACGUGGUUGCUGCUUUCAAGGAGGCAAAAGCUAUCGUGGAAGCGCAACUGCAGCCUGACGCAGUUUGGGACGAAACUCUUCUGGACAGUGCUCGCAAUUCGUUGGUCAACGAAACUAUCCAAAACGAAAGAACAGUCGGUGAAGCUGUCAUGAACGGUCUUUUGACCUUCUUCAAAAGGGUGCAUCUCAAUUACAACAAGGAUCUUGUGGAAAAGCUGCUCAAGGUCAGUGUGGAUGAUUUGCGCAGAGUAGGCAACAAAUAUGUUGCCCAGCUUUUCAACCCUGGAUCGGCGCAAUUUUCAAUCGUGACCCACCCUAGCAAGAUUGACGAAAUUACUGAAGCAUUCACUAAGAUGGGCUACCAAGUCAAAAUGCACCCAUCCCUGGACGAAUGCCCGCUGGCCUGAAAAUG